This is a messenger RNA of Hydractinia symbiolongicarpus, 620 nucleotides long. RefSeq lists its product as uncharacterized. The transcript has 3 exons. Bases 91 to 555 code for a protein of 154 amino acids. NCBI's taxonomy places the organism in Eukaryota, Metazoa, Cnidaria, Hydrozoa, Anthoathecata, Hydractiniidae. The record is from RefSeq and is a predicted model, not a curated record.
UGUUGGUAGACCCAGCUGAUAACUCUACGGAGCAUUCCGAACAUUCUUGGAUAUUUUACAAAGUUAUAAAGAGAAACUUCAGCAAUAACAAUGAAUUUCUGGGUUAGUGUUAUAAUAAUUGGAAUUUUCACACAAAAUGCAUUAGCAUUGGAAUGUUAUGAUUGCGGUGCGGGUACUCCAUGUAAAACACCUCUCGAUAAAACAAGCAAAUGCAACAACGGAGAAGUGUGCAUUACCAUGGUAACGUAUAAAAGAACCAAUUUGUCCGUACCGUUUACUAAAAGUGCAGGUCUCGUUCGCAGAGGUUGUUAUCCUGAUGGAAAUAUUUGCAACCUUAAGAAUAGCAUUUGGGGAAAAUGUUAUCCAACGAUAAUCUCGCCCAACUUAGAACCUAGUGAGCUAUCAUGCAGCCAGUGUUGUUCUUCCGAUAAAUGCAACACAGAUUUUCCUGACUGGAAAACUGACAACCUCAAUUCAACACCUGGCCAAUCAGCUUCUGUGUUUCUGUUAACUAUGGCAACGCUUUUGAUGCUCCUGCUACACAAAAUGUUGUAAAUAAUUGUUGGAGAAAAUUUUACUCUUUUGUUGUUCAAAGAAUGAUAAAUAAUGAGCUUGAAGAA